Molecule: messenger RNA, 1567 nt
Organism: Emiliania huxleyi CCMP1516
Lineage: Eukaryota; Haptophyta; Isochrysidales; Noelaerhabdaceae
Gene: FADS1
Product: delta-12 fatty acid desaturase
Exons: 8
Coding region: 28-1188 (386 amino acids)
Biological process (GO): lipid metabolic process
Molecular function (GO): oxidoreductase activity
Source: RefSeq, a predicted model, not a curated record
GCUCCGAGCCGAACACAUUUCCAGAGCAUGGGCAAGGGUGGAUCUGCUAGCGGCACGACGGCGGUGGAGCGGCUGGGCCCGCUCGCCGCCACGAUCCCGCUCGACGCGAAGGACGUGACCAAGCGCAGCAUCCGCGAGAGCAUCCCGCCGCACCUCUUCAAGCGCUCGUACGUCAAGUCGCUGGGCCACGUCGCGCUGGACCUCUGCUGGGUCGCGGGCACAUGGGUGGCUGCGCUGAUGGCGCUGCGGGUGCUCCCGGGGUUCUGCGCGCCGCUCGUCUGGUGCGCCUACUGGCUCUACCAGGGCAUCAACUGCACCGCGCUCUGGGUGCUGGCGCACGAGUGCGGACACGGCGGCUUCACGGACUCGAGGCUGGUGAACGACAUCGUCGGCUGGCUCCUCCACUCCUCCCUCCUCACGCCCUACUUCUCGUGGGCGAUCACGCACGCCAAGCACCACCACUACACGAACCACAUGACGAACGGAGAGACGUGGGUCCCGUCCACCGCCAGCCCCGACAAGGCCUCCGUCAAGUUCGCAAAGUCUGCCGCCGGGACGUGGCGCCGCAUCGUCGUCGUCGCGCUGCUGGGCUGGUACACGUACCUGCUCACCAACGCGACGGGCGCCAAGCAAAACGCGGGCCAGUCGCACUUCUCUCCGAGUGCGCGCGCGCUCUUCAAGCCGAAGGACGCCAACCUCGUCCGCGCCUCCAACCUCGGCAUGCUGCUGAUGGGCGGUGUGCUCGCUUGGUGCGUGAGCGUGUGGGGCGCCUCUGCGGUCUGCUUCAACUACCUCGUGCCGCAGACCGUCUGCGACUUCUUCCUGUGCGCCAUCACCUUCAUGCAGCACACACACGAGGCCGUCCCCCACUUCGACGCGGAGAAGUGGACCUGGCUGCGCGGCGCGCUCUCCACCAUCGACCGCUCGAUGGGCCCGCACGUCGACUGGAGGCUGCACCACAUCGUCGACUCACACGUGGUGCACCACAUCUUCUCCGAGAUGCCCUUCUACGGCGCCAAGGAGGCCACCCCGUACGUGCGCAAGCACCUCGGCGUCUACUACAAGUCGCACUUCGGCACGGCCGUCGGCGGCUCCGAGUUUCUCGGCUACUGGAAGGACUUUUACGAGUGCAUGCACAAGGCCGUCGUCGUCGGGCCCGGCGAGGACGGCUUCCUCUGGUUCCGCUGAGCCCCGCUCGCCCCCCGCUGUGCGGCGGCGGCGGCGGCGGCGGUGCGGAGGAUGGCGCGGCGCGUUGAGCGCGCCACGCCACAGUGCUCCGUCCCACCCGCCCUGGCGGCGUUGGCGCGUACUGAUGUAGUGCAGUCGGGAGAGAGAGAGAGCUAGAGAGAGAGAAGAGAGAGAGGGAGAUGGAGCUCACGCACGCCGGCCGCUCGCUGUGAGUUCUCACUCUCGACACGCGCGCCUAACCCUCUAUACUGUGUGUCCCCUGUCCGUUGGAGUCACCUGUGUUUGCCCACCUUCGGCAUCGCUGGGAGUGGGGGCACCUCCCGGUCAAGGGAGACCUAUAUUCUGUUCGGUGUGUGAUAAAAGUGAUCGCGGAUCCGCA